Caenorhabditis sp. 36 PRJEB53466 is the source of this 3915-nucleotide messenger RNA. Lineage: Eukaryota; Metazoa; Nematoda; Chromadorea; Rhabditida; Rhabditidae. The record is from the annotation of a GenBank genome assembly.
AUGGAUCGGGUUUGCGACACGGGCUUUUUCUCUGCCUCAUCCAACUCUUCUGGCUCAUCCAGCUGGACGAAUGAUACAAAAUGGAAGUACAAAAAGUUUCCGAAACGGAUUCUAACUUGUCCGGAGGACCUGGAGCUUCAAAACGAAGUUGAUCAGUUGGAUAUCGGUCUCAAAAAUUUGGAGGAAGGGAAAUUGGACGACGCGCUUCAGACGCUCAUGGAAGUUUCCGACAUUAAAGGGGUCAACAUGCGCAUGGAGAGUUAUGAGGUAAGGUUUACACUUUAAAAAACCAAUGAGGGAAUCUGCCAGCUGGUAGAAAAGACGUUGCGCCCAAUUCUCAAUGCUCAAAGCCUCUACGGCUGUUGAAACUGACCUCUUAGAACAUUUGGGGCGUCUUCCCUUGUAUUUUCUCUUGCUUUUGCCCUAUCUAUGAGUCUCUAAACUGAAAUUCCUUUGUUUCAGAUGUUGAAAGCGGGACCUUCAGAGUUCAAGGGCAGCCUCAGUGACUUCUUCGGAGGAUCCUUUGAUUCCCUUUGCACUUCUCCAAGGGGCGACUUUAAAUUUUCCGUUUCGAAAGAGUUCAAGUACGCCUACACGGAGGAAGAACUGGACAAGAUGCUCUCGGAGUUGAGAGUUCCAAAAAAGCCGUCGCUGGGUCCGGAUCAGAGCUUCGACUCUUAUUCUUCUGAAGAGUUCUGUAACGCAAUCGGUCCCUCACAGACGGAGGAGAAGAGAAUGAAGCCAAAAGAGCCGGAGGAACAGAUGAAAGAAGAAGAUGAUACAUGCUUCAUCACGAAAGAAGAAAUGGAGGAGCAAACGGUAUUCCAUCUCACCAACCGUAUAGUCUCUCUCAAGAUGAACCACGACGAUCGCAUGACUGCUAAUGGUCAUUUCUUCUAAAAUUAUCAAACUUUUUCUCAUUUUCUCCAUCUUCAGAUCUCGAGAACCUCGUGCCAUUCGAAAAGAACCGUAUCCUCUACUGCCGCAAGUACCGCCAGCAGCGCUUCACCAAUUUCGAAGUCAGAAACUUUGUCGGAGCGUUCGCCAACCACAGAAUGGCUUUCUGGCGCAAGUCGAAGUUCAACCUGCUCGAGACUGCCUACUCCGUUCUGCUGGCCAUCUACGACGAUGUGCUCGGACCAGAAGUCGCCUACUUGGCAUCGUUCCAAGACAAUGACAACUUCCGAGACAUUGAAUUCCGCGUGCUCGCUGGUAUGCUCCCGUUCCCGCUGGUCUCUGACGUCUGAAUGUGUGAUGCAUUUUUUAUUUUUGUUCUUCAAACCGAAUAAAUUCAAACACAAACCGGUUUCGCGUUUCUUUCCAAACUGUAGCAGUCACCGCAAGUCUCCAUUUAUCCCGUAUAGAUCCCAAGACCCCCGCAUUCUCCGCCACUUUCUCUAGCAAUAUCUGUUUGACCUAGUAAUCGCUCGGACCUGUUGCUCUGUGUACGGUAUAAGCGCACCACAACUGGUCUUGCACGUGCACGCAAAAAACGAGAGGUCAUCCGAGAGAGGCCAGAGACGGCCAAACGGAUGACCUCUUCUAUUGCGCAACACACCCGAAACCGAGAAACCGAGCAAGAAAUGUUUACAUGAUUAUAAACAUUGGAACUCCAACCUGAAAAGAAGUGAUACGCGAGUCCGUCCGGACAAAAUAUCCAUCAAGGGAGUGGUAAGAGGGUGAGGUUGUGAAAUAAAGUGGAUGAACGAAAGGACAAUACACCAAAACACGUGAAUUUUGUGCUCGUGGAGUUUGUGUGGAGCUUUGGAGCCGGGCUAAUUUUGUUACUUCCUAUUUCUAACUCGAGUCGUGUGCUCGGGUUCCUUUUUGCUGGUUUGCUUGGUCGGAGUUCUGUAAAAUCACAAUUUCAAGUGAACUAUUGAAUCUCACAGGCUUCUUUGAUUUUCUGUUUUUCCUCACAAAGAACCGAUUACUGGCAAUUUCGGCUUCGUUGUGUUUAUCAAUGAGCUCCAGACUUGGGAAGUUCCUCAUAGCAUGAAAACACGAAAGUAAUGGAAAGUUGACUGAUUGCAACUAAGCUGACAAGACGCCCACUAGAAGUUGAGUAGUUUUGUGAAACUUUUCCUGCACACUUUCAUCAAGUCUGUGACUAACCACAUGUCUAAUUACCUUUUUGUCAAUCAAAUUUUCAUCGCGAAUAGUUUGGAGUGGUCUUAUUGAAUCUAACAUAUAUGCAAGAAUUUUGCGCUUAUCCAGUUUGCCUUGUACACUUGCAAUACUUUUCUAAAUCAGAGAACUGAAAAUGGCUAUAAAUUCGGAAAGCCCUAAUCACUCGAAUCCAUGAAUAUGUCACUUUUUGAAGGCCCAUAUCGUCAUUCAAAAGAAGAAACUUUUGCAAAACCCUAAACCCCUACUUUAUGUUUUGUCUUUGCUCUUUGCUCUAUUCUCAUUGCAUCAUUCACUCCCAGUUCCGACUCUUUUUCCUCGUUUCUUUCAUGAUUUUUUUCCGUGAAAAGCCACAUGCCGUUAACCCAAUAAAAAGAGACCAAAACAAUUACCAGAAUGAUCAGAUAUUGUCAACUCCCUUGUGGCAGACAGGACAUUUUAGUUUUUCAGCUAGAGCUCAAAUGGUCGACGUUCAACCGCCUCCGAUUGGAUACGUGAGAGAUGGAGAUUUGUUUGUGAUCACAUACGUGUACGUUGUCUUCGGUGCCAUCACCUUGUUCCUCAAUAUCCCGCUCGCUACGUAUCUUCUAAAAACCACCGGGAAGAAUCAAAAAGAGCUCAUCGUCAUCAUAGCUCUAUCCAUCAGCGAUACAGUGUGUGCCGCUCAAUUUCUCGCUAUGGGAAUAUACAGGUUUUUUGUCUGGUUUAACGGUAAGUGCUCCUCUGAUUUUCAGUCAGUGACCAAUCACUCAAUCUAUUUCAGAAGUGUUCUUUGUCAGCCAAGCCGCGUGCAACCGAAACAUCAUUGUGGCAUCAUACCAAGUCUGUAUACAAGUAAGACGUCAAAAAUCACUAGCAACUGACAAUUUCCGCUUUUAGAUGGAUAAUUUCUUCAGUUUGGUCAUUGCUCUCGAUCGCUUAUUUGCUGUCCUUUUCCCAGUCAAAUAUAACAAAUGCGAGGGAGGGUAUACUAUACUUCUUGUCACUUGUGAGCAGCACUUUUGAGUGUUUUACUUGAAUAUUGAGUUUCAGGCCCCGUAGUUGCAUCUCUAAUUGGUUAUAUUGCUCAUUUUAUCAUCAUCUCAGUUCUACCCGCUACUUUCAUUGACGGAAUCUGCUUCAAUUUUUUGGUAUGUAUAAGAUGACGUUUUUCCCAACCGAAUCAGUUCUUCUUGUUCUUAGAGCGUUCUCCCCGCGUUCCGCUCAUAUCUGUCAUUCCAACGAAUGCUCUGCGUGUUCAUCCCCACUAUUAUUUACUUAUUUAUUUACAUCAGAAUGAAAAUGGUAAGAGAUAAAAGUCAGGACAGUUAUCGAAAAGAAUUUCAGAAGUUUCAGAGAAUCACGGCGAACUCGGUGUUGAGCAAAGGCAUGCGGCAUUUAACGAAGACUGUCGGUGAGACACAAACAAAUCAUUUACUCAGUCUUACACAGUAUCAAUAUUUUUCAGCCUAUAUCACUCUUGCCUCAUUUUUCCUAGUACUCAUCCCAGAAAUAUGGUUUUAUUUCAAUCUUUUCGGCGGAAUGAAUGCAAGCAUCUACUUUUCUUGUAUUCUUGUCAAGGUUUGUUGAAAACCGUUCGUGAAUUGUUCAAUUUUAAUCCGAAUUCAGAAGAUUGUCAGUUUCUUCAUUCACACAAUCCGGCAUCGUGAGCUGAUGAAACACGUGGAAAAGUUUCUGCCGAGAAAACUCACAAACAUCAUGCAUCUCGAUGCGCAAUCCCAGUCGGCAGUCUCGAAAGGGAAGUCGAUAAGAGAGUUUUCGAAUCAGAUGGUGACCGUUAUGCGAUGA